AUGCCCACUUCAACCACUCUGUUGCGCGCUUUUGCUCGAACAGCUGCGCCUCGAGCUGUACAAACCUUCCAUGCAAACCACAUUCCAGCGUCCGCAUCGCGCCUCUUCCACCCGCCGCGAACGUCGACUGCCAUCCGCCGUUCACCUAUCCCGUCUCGAGCACCCCUCCCUGCCACGGCCCGUUUCGAGUCCAGCGCUGCCUCACCCACAUCGACCAAGGCCCCAACAUCGCGAUUAGAUCGAGACCAAGUCCCUUCCUACGAGCUCACAUUCACAUGCAACGCCUGUAAGACACGCUCCUCGCAUCGCCUAUCCAAGCAGGGCUACCAUCAUGGAACCGUCCUGAUCUCAUGUCCGGACUGCAAGAACAGGCACUUGAUCAGUGACCAUUUGAAGAUAUUUUCGGACAAGUCGGUGACUAUCGAAGAUUUAAUGCGGGAAAAAGGCAAUCUCAUCAAGAAGGGCUCCCUGAGUGCAGAAGGCGACGUCGAGUUCUGGGACGACGGAAGCUCGACGCCUCGAUCCGCCCACUUCCACCCACAUUCCAAACCCAAGGGUGACGAUCGAUUCACCGAGCACCCAGCAUCGCCCAAGUCAUCGCAGGACUGA
Molecule: messenger RNA, 609 nt
Organism: Cucurbitaria berberidis CBS 394.84
Lineage: Eukaryota; Fungi; Ascomycota; Dothideomycetes; Pleosporales; Cucurbitariaceae
Product: DNL zinc finger domain-containing protein
Exons: 2
Coding region: 1-609 (202 amino acids)
Biological process (GO): protein folding; protein import into mitochondrial matrix; protein stabilization
Cellular component (GO): mitochondrion
Molecular function (GO): zinc ion binding; protein-folding chaperone binding
Source: RefSeq, a predicted model, not a curated record